Molecule: messenger RNA, 762 nt
Organism: Symsagittifera roscoffensis
Lineage: Eukaryota; Metazoa; Xenacoelomorpha; Acoela; Convolutidae
Exons: 1
Coding region: 1-762 (253 amino acids)
Biological process (GO): DNA replication, removal of RNA primer
Molecular function (GO): RNA-DNA hybrid ribonuclease activity; nucleic acid binding
Source: RefSeq, a predicted model, not a curated record
AUGCUGAGUCACCCCGCUGGCAAAUUCACCUCCAGUUUCCAAGCCGAACUGACGGCCAUCAACCAUGCUCUAAAACACGUAGCCUCCAACGACCACCAUGACUGCCAGAUCCGCAUCAUCACCGACUCGAAAUCGGCACUUCAACGCUGUGAGAGCAUCACCAGUGACCCGCGUCCCAACUCAUGGCUGGAGAGAGAGGUCCUUGACUCCCUCAUGACCCUAGGCGACCGACAAGUCGGUAUCGUCUUCCUGUGCUGCCCUAGCCACUGUGGCCGUUGGGGAAAUGAAGAAGCUGACAGAUGCGCAGCAGAAGGUAGCGCUAUGUCACAAGACAACAUCCCCUGGACUUACCACUCAGCACAAGCGAAAAUAAGAAGAAACAUAAAUAACACCAGUGUGGAACACCCAAGAUGCAAGAGAGUGUACUGUGACAGCAACUCAGUCCCUAAGUUCCCAUUAGAUGAGGACCUGACACGACGAGAACAGGUUAUUCUGAUCCGCCUUCGCAGUGGUCACCACACAGAGAUACGAUACUGGCGUAUAAAGUUCGAUGAUGAAAUUGAAUCCGAAUGCAGAACUUGCGGGCUAGCCGAAGAGACGAUGGAACACAUAAUGGAAGAUUGCCCUGCCAUGAGGAACCACUACCCAGAAGAUUGGAACCUACACAAGAUGACCACCAACCCAAGAAAAGCCCUGGAAAUAUGGCAACGCUUCCUGGACAAGAUAAACCCACCGAUUUCGGACAGAAACGACGACGACUAG